AUGGCCAUUGCUGGGUGGACAGCGUUGGCAGUCUUUGGAUUCGCCUUCCAAUGCCAAACGCCACGGUGGCAGUAUUUUCCUAGUCGCUGCCUUGGAGAGGGAGCCAUCAUGUAUCCGAUUGUGGCUAUCAACAUGUUAGUCGACCUAGCGCUUGUGGCUCUACCAACAGUCAUGCUCUGGAACGUCCAAAUGCCAUUGGCUCGUCGCGUUAAGCUGAUUGCAACAUUUGCGUCUCGCAUUGUAGUGAUGAUGAACGCCGCCAUUAUCACAACGUGUAUCCCCAACUUGUACCGUGUCAUGAAUAGCCUGGCCCUCAGAAUGAACAGAGUCCAAAUCCCUGAGGAGUUAGAGCUGAGCUCAUCGAAGAAGUCUCAUGGGGCAGAGUCUGGUUCCCACGAUGUUGCUUCUUCGGGACCCAGCUUCCAGGCCGGAAAAGGUGUGCUCAAGGUCCUCUGCUACCCCCGAGAUGCCGGUACGAGAGAAGAUAGUAAAUGUGUGCAGUGUGCCACUGUUUAUGCCGGUGACCACGAUGGGGCUGAAAGCACUGAAAGUAUCAUUGCAUCACAUGAUACAGCCUCGGAUCAUUUGGGUAUAAUGGCGCCAUGGGGACUUACCACCUUGGCUCUCCUCACUACAACAAUCAGCAUUCUCAUCAAACCUACCGGACACCCUUCACUUCUUGAAAAUGUAAAGCGCAACGUACUCAUGUUUUCUCCAUCCCAGUCGGCGAUCCUGGUCGUAUUAUUGCUCCUUGAUUUAAUUGGCUGGAGACUCUUGAGCCUCGCUGAUAUACACGCUGGCUUAAUGAUUCUGAACCAUUAUUAUUUCACAUCAGGCCCGUCUGGUCUCGAGCACAAAGUGUGGUGGCGUUUCACGCGGCGCGCGUUUCUCAUGGUAGGAACAGUGCCGCUGUACGUGAUUCUGCUAAGGUCCGAGCAGUCGCCAUGGAUCAAGGUCAUCGUGACCCCAUUGGUCGCUGAUUCGAUGUUGGCCGAACUGUUAUCUUUACACUGGGACGCUUCGGAUGAAGACUUGAUCUAUAAUCGAGACUGGCCUCGUAAUACGCUCGUUGUGAAGCCUGCUAACCCGCCCACUCGCAACCAUCACGAGAACCGGGAAGGUGCAGAUGAAAAGAAGAAGACAAAUGAGAACAGAGAUACGUCGUCAUCUGUCACCACAGAGAAUCUCUGCGAGCGGGUAUACGGGCUCUGGUCGCCAGUAGCCGAGGCAGAUGACAAGCAGGAUCCACGAUCCUUGCCUCCGAAUGAUGCCAACUUAGAAAAGAUUUUCUCUCCCACGUACCAAGCCCCGGGGUACAAGUGUAGGCACUGGCGAUGUCUCAUCUAUCGAGUAAAAUACCUCGCCACUCGAAUUGUCCGUUGGCCACUGUUAUUUGGAGACCUGGCGUUGAUCACCUGGCUGCUGCACCGCGACCUGCAGCCCGUGACGCUCCUAGUGGCGGAUGCCUUGCUAGACAUCCGCCUGUUAAAGGAUCUGCUCACCCUGUCGUACUAUGCAUGCAUUUUUUCGUCGGAUGCAUCUCUGUUGUGGUCGCUGUGA
Messenger RNA from Aspergillus nomiae NRRL 13137, 1560 nucleotides. RefSeq lists its product as uncharacterized. The transcript has 4 exons. The coding region runs from base 1 to 1560 and encodes 519 amino acids. Lineage: Eukaryota; Fungi; Ascomycota; Eurotiomycetes; Eurotiales; Aspergillaceae. The record is from RefSeq and is a predicted model, not a curated record.